Synchiropus splendidus (mandarinfish) is the source of this 5636-nucleotide messenger RNA. Its product is annotated as NLR family CARD domain-containing protein 3-like. Bases 1702 to 5226 code for a protein of 1174 amino acids. Gene Ontology annotation, molecular function: protein binding. The transcript has 13 exons. The record is from RefSeq and is a predicted model, not a curated record. NCBI's taxonomy places the organism in Eukaryota, Metazoa, Chordata, Actinopteri, Syngnathiformes, Callionymidae.
UUUGGUGCAAAUCUGAUUCCAUCGUUGUUGCAGGUAAUAAGAGUAAGUAGUGGCACUUGUGGCGGUGUGACGCUCUGGAAGUGGGGAGAGUUGUGCAGGGGGAGUCACUCUCCAGUUGGGAGGUGUUUGUGAUGAAGAUAGGCAAGUGGGAAGAGCGUGUUCCAGCUCAUGUCAGGGACACAUGCACCCGCUCCCCAGCCGUGCGUGAGAAGCUCUCAUUCUGUCCUCGACAGGCCUUCAGCACUUUAGUUUUUGUCAUUAACAAAGGCUAUUAUAUACUCCACUCUAUUCUUGGUCAGGACAUGAAUCACCCGCUCUGCUGCUGUGACCACCUUCACUGUGCCAUCUGAUGGAACCGUCAGCCCAGCAUUGUUUUCAACGCAAGAAGGUGGUAACUCUCAUUAGAUGAUGGCUUCAGUGACCAGGCUGGUACGGCAGAUGUCAAUGGAGAACCUUCUCAGUCCCUGACCGACAAAUCAUUCUCCACAAGACAACUGUCUGAUGACAUUAUGAAUGAACAUAAUUAUGAACUUCACUGUCUUAAGAAUCAGAAUCAGAAUAAGCUUUAUCGCCAACCUCAGUGAGGUUCCCAUCCACUGGGAAAGUGCUUUGGUACAUCGUGCAAUAAUGAACAAAACAAAAUAUGAACGGUUCAACCGAGGAUAUCCCUACAGCACAUUGAAGCACUGUGCCAUCCUGACUUGACCAUUAGAUGCUGGAAGAUAUGCUGGUACUGGCCCGCAGAUGGGCUUUUGUUCCAACCCCUUUCAGUGGAAAAACACUUAAGAGCAGGGAAAGGCCAGUUUGUGGAUGAGUAAUUGACAUUUACUUUGCAUUUCAACCAAAAUUGUGCAACAUGGAUAAAAUCCAGAAGCGCAGCAGAAGGACAGGUUCUAUCAGACCUGUCAGGAUUAUUUCACCAGUUGACAGUUUAUUCUAAUUUUACUGUGCUUGUGAAAAGAGUUUCCAAAGAAUCCAUUUCUAAGGUUUAUUAUAGCAUUUGUAAGCAUGGAUCUCCAUCAUCAUCUUUGCCAGUUACGCCAGCUGAGAACAUUAUUUGGGAAGCAAAACAGGCAAUUCGAGAAAGAAAAAAAACUACACGUGUGAAGUUUCUAACUUGUCACCCCGUUUGGGAAUUGGUAUUAAUAUUCAGAGCAUAACUCUUUUUUGAUUUCGCUGCGUUUAGCUUUCCUCCAUACUUCCAUACUUCUAUAAAUGAAUAACACUUGGGACUCCACCUCUUUAAAGAUGGUGGCGCUGUAGGCACAGUACAGUAACUGCGCCCCUCCAGAGUAACUGCGAUGUCGACAAGAUAAUUCAUUUAUUUGUUGAUGCUUAUUCAAAUAAAAUGUAUUUAACUCCAUAUAGCUUCAUGGCACUGAAAGUGAACUCUGUCAAACGUGAAAAGGAGGCAAAUAUAGUAUCAGGUCUACGAACGGGUGAGGAAGGGUGUGGCGCAGAGCGCAUUGAAAGUGAAACAAAACUCAGUCGAAGACGUGGAAGAGGGUGGACUUACAUUUCUGAUUGUUUUUCACAUAGAGAACUUCUAGUUUCUCGAGCUCUCCGAUCAUCCAGGAGGUGGUGGGACGCACACACACGCACGCGUCACACUGCUGUGCGUCGACACACUGCCAGACGUCGAACACAGCCUGAGAUCAUAACUUUGGACCUGAGGAACUGAGCUUCAACAGGGACCGUAGAAUGAAGAGAGGAGACUUGCUGUCAGGUGGAGACUCUGCUGAGACUGGGGGCCCAGAACAGCGAGACCCACCUUGUAAACAACCUCGGUGUGAGGACCAUGAUGACCGGACCAGAUCUCAGAGAUCUGAGCUGCACCCAGAACCACCUGGACCUGGAUCAAGACCGGGACCCAGCUGUGUGUCUGUGAAGGAUGAUCACUUGAUGGCAAAAUUGAUUAACCUCAGAGGUGUUCAAACCUCAGGUCCAGGGAUCCAACGGGAGGAAUCAGAAGAGUCUGGAUUCUGCUGUGACUCUCUGAAGAGUGAUGCCUCCAUGUUCCGUGGUAUUGGCUUCAAUGCUGGCCUGGAGUCUUCAGAGGAAAUAGUGGAUCAUCAGGGCUCAGGCCUCCUCAGUGGUCUCUCACAUGUGAGAGAUGAUUCCACACAGCAGCGGCUGGAGGAUGAUGAGGAUCUUUGGAGUGGAAACCUUGGUUCACAGUGUGGACGUCGACUGAAGAGGAGGCUGCAGAAGAAGUUCCACAGUGUGUUUGAGGGAGUUGCUAAAACAGGAAACUCUGUCCCUCUAAAUCAGAUCUACACAGAGCUCUACAUCACUGAGGGAGGCACAGACGAGAUCAACCAGGAGCAUGAGGUUCGACAGAUUGAGACAGCAACUAGGAACCAGAGCAGACCAGAAACUACCAUCAGGCAAGAAGACCUCUUUAAAGCCUCACCUGACAGAGAUGGACCAAUCCGGAGCCUGCUGACCAAGGGCGUGGCUGGCAUUGGGAAAACCUUCCUGACACAGAAGUUGACUCUGGACUGGGCUGAAGACAAAGCCCACCAGAACUUCCACCUCAUGUUUCCUUUCACCUUCAGAGAGCUGAACCUGCUGAAAGAGAGGAAGUUGAGUUUGGUGGAACUUGUUCAUCUCUUCUUUCCUGAAACCAAAGAAUCAGGACUCAGCAGCUUUGAAGGAGUCCAGGUUCUGAUCAUCUUGGACGGUCUGGACGAGUGUCGACUUCCGUUGGACUUUAGCAGUUGGGUUCUGACAGAAGCUUCAGAGUCCGCCUCUGUAGAUGUCCUGCUGACCAACCUCAUCAGGGGGAAUCUGCUUCCCUCAGCUCACAUCUGGAUCACCACACGACCUGCAGCAGCCAGUCAGAUACCCCCAGAGUGUGUGGACAUGGCGACUGAGGUCAGAGGGUUCACUGACCUCCAGAAAGAGGAGUACUUCAGAAAGCGGUUCAAAGAUGAGGAGCAGACUACAAUCAUCUCUCACAUAAGGAGCUCAAGAAGCCUCUACAUCAUGUGUCAUAUCCCAAUCUUCUGCUGGAUCACUGCCACAGUUCUAGAGGAUGCGUUGAAAAGCAGAGAGACCGGAGAGCUGCCCAAGACUCUGACUGAGAUGUACAUCCACUUCCUGGUGGUUCAGGCCAAAGUGAAGAAGCUCAAGUAUGAUGCAGGAGCUGGGAGAGACGAUCUUUGGACUCAUGAGAGCAGGAAGAUGAUUGAGUCGCUGGGAAAACUGGCUUUUGAGCAGCUGCAGAGAGGAAACUUGAUCUUCUAUGAAUCAGACCUCAAAGAGUGUGGUAUCAACAUCACAGCAGCUUCACUUUACUCAGGAGUGUUCACACAGAUCUUCAGAGAGGAGAUAGGACUGUACCAGAAUAAGGUAUUCUGCUUCGUUCACCUGAGUCUUCAGGAGUUCCUGGCUGCUCUUCAUGUCCAACUGACCUUCACCAACUCUGGGGCCAAUUUGCUGGACCCUGAAGAACUCCCAUUCUCUGAGGUUCAAUCUAGUCUGGAACAGUUCUACCAGAUAGCUGUGGUCCAGACCCUGGAGAGUCCAAACGGACACUUGGACUUAUUCCUGCGCUUCCUCCUGGGUCUAUCGCUGGAGACCAACCAGACUCUUUUGAAAGGUUUGUUGGCACACACAGGAAGUAGCUCCUGUACCAAUGAGAACACAUCUAAGAUCAUCAAGAAGAAGAUAGGUGAUGACGUCUCUCCAGAGAGAACCAUCAACCUGUUCCACUGUCUGAAUGAGCUGAAGGACACUUCUCUGGUGGAGGAGGUCCAACAGCAGCUGAGGUCAGGACGUCUGUCCAGAUAUAUGUCUCAUGCUGACUGGUCUGCUGUGGCCUUCAUCCUACUGUCGUCUGAGGAACAUCUGGACGUGUUUGACCUGAACAAGUACACUGCUUCAGAGGAUGCUUUUCUGAGACUGCUGCCUGUGGUCAGAGCUUCAAACAAAGUUCUGUUGAGAAGCUGUUGGCUGUCAGAGAGAAGUUGUCCACCACUUUCCUCUGUCCUCAGCUCUCUGUCCUCUAGUCUGACACAGUUGGACCUGAGUGGCAACAACCUGCAUGAUUCAGGAGUCAAGUUUCUUUGUACUGGACUGGAGAGUCCACACUGUCACCUGGAGACACUCAGUCUGUCAGGCUGUGGGAUCUCAGAGGAAGGCUGUGCCUCUCUGGCCUCUGCGCUGACAUCCAAUCCCUCCCAUCUGAGAGAGCUGGACCUGAGCUACAAUCAUCCCGGAGGACCAGGACUGCAGCUGCUGUCUGCUGGACUGGGGAGUUCGGACUGGAGGCUGGACACUCUCAGGCUGAGAAGUUGUGGACUGUCGGAGAGGAGUUGCCCACUGCUGUCCUCAGUCCUCAGCUCUUCAUCCUCUAGACUGAUGCAGUUGGACCUGAGUGGCAAUGACCUACAGGAUUCAGGAGUCAAGUUCCUGAGUGCUGGACUGCAGAGUCCACACUGCCACCUGGAGACUCUCAGUCUGUCAGGGUGUGUGAUCUCAGAAGAAGGCUGUACUUUUCUGGCCUCGGCGCUGACAUCCAACCCCUCCCAUUUGAGAGAGCUGGACCUGAGCUACAAUCAUCCAGGAGGACCAGGACUGCAACUGCUGUCUGCUGGACUGGAGAGUUCGGACUGGAGGCUGGACACUCUCAGGGUGGACCAUGGUGGAGAGCAGAGGUUAAGACCAGGUCCGAGGAAGUAUGCCUGUCCUCUCACACUGGACCCAGACACUGCACACCGGCGCCUCGUACUGUCCAGCAACAACAGGACGGUGAGACGUGUGAGAGAAGAUCAGAGCUAUCCGGAACAUCCAGACAGGUUCAAUGAGCGUGAGCAGCUGAUGUGUCGAGAAGUUCUGACUGGUCGAUGUUACUGGGAGGUGGAGAGGAGCGGAGGAGUUUAUAUCUCAGUGACAUCCAGGAGAAUCAGAGGAGAAGAUGAGAGUUUCUUUGGCGGCAACGAUCAGUCCUGGAGCCUGAGCUGCUCUGAUGGAGGUUAUAUUUCCUGGCACGAUGGAACACGAACAAAAAUCCAGUCCAACUCUAUCUCUAAGCGAGUCGGGGUGUUGGUGGACUGUCCAGCUGGAUCUGUGUCCUUCUACAGAGUCUCUUCUGAUGCGCUGAACCACGUCCACACCUUCUUCACCUCCUUCACUCGACCUCUGUACCCAGGAUUUACCUUAGGCAGCUCUGGUUCUUCUGCCACUCUCUGUGAUCUGACUGUGCCUGCUGCUGCUGUGUAGAGUGUGUGCAUGCAUGUGUGUAUGUGUCAGAGAGAUUCUUGAGUUGAUGUGUGUUGUUGUGGGAAGUAUAGAAGUGAGACUGUAAAUCGCAGAACACUGUCCUCCUGUGGCUAAUAACGUCUGAGACACGCACAAAGUGAACCAUCCUCACAUAAAAAAAGGGAAUAUCACAUGGUAAACUCUCGAGGCCAGGAAAUUGUUCUGUCAGUUCAUUUCAUUAUUAUUGGAUUAAUUGACAUGUCACCAUCAUGACAGAUAUUUGAUGAUGUUUUGAUGUAAGAAAUCACAUUUAGUAAUAUUUUGGUUUUGAUGACAUUUGAGUGAUUUGAUGAUGUUGCACCAUGAAUAAAAGCUCUUACUUUCUGGGUAGAAGUAGCUGGAUGUUCAGGUCCAAUGGAAUCAGUAUGAAU